Molecule: messenger RNA, 754 nt
Organism: Photinus pyralis (common eastern firefly)
Lineage: Eukaryota; Metazoa; Arthropoda; Insecta; Coleoptera; Lampyridae
Exons: 3
Coding region: 45-662 (205 amino acids)
Source: RefSeq, a predicted model, not a curated record
CGUAGGUUUGUUGUUAUAAUCAAUCUGUAUAACCAGUAGUAAAUAUGAGAUUGUUUUUAGUCUUUUUUGUCACUCUUCUUAUAGAGGAAAAAGCAGCAUUUAAAAACUGUAGCGACAUUGAUCGUGACAAUGCCAUUCCUGACUAUUAUUGGCGCGAGUACCUUGGUGUCAUACCUUCUGAUGCUAUACCCGGAGGAUUUGAUAAAGCCAAUCAACGUACAUACAUCGGACAAAUGUAUCACUCAAGAUUUGGGCUGCUCCCAUCAACAAUAUAUAAAGGAUCGAAGCACUUUUUGGCAUCAGGUGGUGGCUCCUCAUUUGUCACCGAUACAUUUGUGAAAGUUUUAUGCAGCCCUCACCAUAACAGAUAUAAAUGGAUUCCCACUGAAAACUCUAAAAGUCAUCUAUUAAGCGAUUACCAUUUAGUAAUUGGAGGUAAUGAAGCCGGGUAUGUUUUAAAUAUUGGUAGAGUGAACCAUGAAUCGGAAAUAAUUUUGGGCAAGGUCUUCAAUCAUAACACUCCUCACCGAGGUCUGAGUAUACCAUACAAGUCUAAGGAAACUAUAUACCAAAGUUAUGAGAUUUUAAUAUAUGACUACUGUGCUAAUAGUACUGAGCGUGGACGAAUCGACGUGAGAUUUCUUGAACCCAAUGCUGUAUAAAGCGAGGAUGAAAUUAAAUUUCAACUAUUUAUGUUUCGUUUACGCAGUACGUAAAAUACUCCUAUAUGAAAAUAAAGAGAACAUUUUCAAUA